AAGAUUUUAUUUUUUGAUCUCUCUUCCAUAAUAUGUGAAAAAAAUAUUAUUUUAACACAUUUAUGUAUGUGGAAACUUAUCAAGAUUUCAUUUCUUUUAUUUGUAUCAUUUAUAUAAUAUGCGCCAACAUUGAUUGUUUUAACACAUUUUUGUUACAUGCUAGCAAACUAUAUUUGCCAUGAUAACCAACUACUAAUUAUAUUGGAGAUAGUGUUGAAAUUAUUUGAUAAGUAAUUGAGUAUUAAAUACGAGCGAGCUUCUUUUCUCAAAGUUCAAACCCUACCCAGCUUUCUACCCACAAACAAAGACGCAAUUACAAAUGGCUGAGGCAGCUUUGGAUAUGACUCUCGACGAUCUCAUCAAGAAGAAUAAGACCGGUACCGGAGGUAAGCCUCGUGGCAGAGGCCGCGGCGCCGCCUCCACCUCCAGUGCUGGACCUUCUCGACGGGUCCCUAAUCGUUCUGCUAACCGAGCUGCACCUUAUUCCAUCGCCAAGGCCCCUCAAGCGUCGUGGAAUCAUGAUAUGUUCGAGGCAGAUCAAGCCGUCGCCUUUGGUCAAGCUGGUGGUCGGGCGUCUUCCAUAGAGACUGGGACUAAACUCUACAUCUCCAAUCUUGAUUACGGCGUCUCCAAUGAGGAUAUCAAGGAGCUCUUUUCAGAAAUUGGUGACCUGAAACGUUAUGCUGUUCAUUAUGAUAGGAGCGGGAGAUCAAAGGGAACAGCAGAGGUGGUUUUCUCACGUAGACAAGAUGCACUAGCUGGUGUUAAAAGGUUCAACAAUGUUCAGCUUGAUGGGAAGCCAAUGAAGAUUGAAAUUGUUGGAACCAACAUUGUCACUCCUACUGCCCCUUUUUCCAAUGGAGCUUUUGGUUUUGGAGAUACUAAUGGAGCUCCUAGAAGUGGUCAAGUAAGAGGUGGUGGUUUUGGGAGGUCACGGGGUGGCAGAGGACGUGAUCGUGGAUUUCGAGGAGGCAACAGAGGAUGGGGAAGAGGAGGUCGUGGAGAAAAGGUAUCUGCAGAAGAUCUAGAUGCUGAUUUGAUGAAAUAUCAUACAGAAGCAAUGCAAACGAACUGAUGGGUCUGGUAGUAAUGUUUGCCUCUACAUCCAGUGCUUAGUGGAGCCACACCACACUACACCACACCACACACAGACUCUCUGUACUUUGGCCUUGUCUUUUCAAGUUGCAAGAAAGAAGUACUUGUUGGAAAAUUUCAGCCGUUCCUGUAUGGGUAUUAUGCUUAUUUAAUUUUUCCCUUGCUUUGGAUUUGUGACUUGGAUGGAGUGAUGAAAUCUACUCAACUCUUUAAUUUAUGUAAGAGAUGUAUGAUUAUAGUGGAAAUGCUAAUCCUUAGCCCCUACCACUAAAAGGCUUUGCCGAUGGUGGCAGACACCAGCCGAAGGUCGUGGAGGCAGGUUUUGUCAGUCUAUUCUUUGCCCCCUGGUUUCGCAAUUGCAGUCUUUGUGCAAUCAGCUUUACUCUAAGCUUCUAUCUAGUUUUAUCCAAUGUUUGUAAUAAGCUUUAAAAAGUUGACUUAGGAAAUAGGUAAUGGGAUCAUUACUGGGUGACUAAGUUGAAUAUCUGAAUGGAUUAUAUCUUGUUUCAAA
Messenger RNA from Solanum lycopersicum (tomato), 1606 nucleotides. RefSeq names its product RNA-binding (RRM/RBD/RNP motifs) family protein. The record is from RefSeq and is marked validated. Gene Ontology annotation, cellular component: nucleus. Gene Ontology annotation, molecular function: mRNA binding. NCBI's taxonomy places the organism in Eukaryota, Viridiplantae, Streptophyta, Magnoliopsida, Solanales, Solanaceae. Gene Ontology annotation, biological process: mRNA export from nucleus.